Cloeon dipterum is the source of this 2122-nucleotide messenger RNA. It is a transcript of the gene FipoQ, whose product is annotated as F-box/LRR-repeat protein FipoQ. The record is from RefSeq and is a predicted model, not a curated record. The coding region runs from base 487 to 2028 and encodes 513 amino acids. NCBI's taxonomy places the organism in Eukaryota, Metazoa, Arthropoda, Insecta, Ephemeroptera, Baetidae. Gene Ontology annotation, molecular function: protein binding. Gene Ontology annotation, biological process: positive regulation of protein ubiquitination. The transcript has 11 exons.
UUUACUGCAGCAUUUUACUGUUGCAUUUUGAUCAGACUUAUUGUUCACUUGUUCAACCCUGUCUUGUGCCCCCGUCGUGUGUCGCUCAACUAUUUAAACACUAAAAUAAUUGUGUAAUAAAGACCACCUGAAUAUCUGCUCUCUGCUCUGUUGAUGCUCUCCGGUCGUUUUUGCAAGACUUGUCUGGCUGGUAACACAUCAGACUCGUCCGCAUCUAUCACCACACGCUCAAGAAAAUAUAUAUAUAAUUAUGUUUAAUGGAUUUUUGUGGCUCCAGCUGAGGCCGGUGAUAUUUAUAAAUAGAGAUCAUGUUGACGUGGAGUGGAAAUCGCGGGUGCAUGUGAAUCCUCUCAGUCCUCCAGUCUGUCUCAGUGUGUCGACCAAUCACUUUCAAACUCUUCUCUAAAUCAGUUUUCUUCUUUCUCUCACGAGUUGCUGCUCUUUUUCUGUUUUCACAAGCACUUUUAACUCAACUGCCGAGUGAUCAUGGAUAUUGCCCUCAGCAAAUGGGGCCAAUUGACUCAUCAAGAAUCCACGGACGAGAACGGAGAGCCGAAAAGUCAAUUCGCAGACACGACCAUCGAAAAGGUGCCAGACAAGGUGCUGCUGCACAUCUUCUCCUACCUGUCGCACCGCGAGAUCUGCAAGCUUGCGACAAUUUGCAAGAAAUGGCGCCAAACUGCUUACGACACCAGGCUCUGGUCUGCGGUCUCUCUCCGUCCCGAAAUCUCCGGUCUGCACGUCCUCAACCUUGAAUCUCUUCUCACUCUCAUCAGCGUUCGUUUCGGUGCUUCUUUGAGGUACAUCGAGCUGCCGAUUGAGCUGAUCACCCACCACGUUUUCCACGAGCUCGCCAACAAGUGUCCAAACCUGACGCACAUGUUGCUCGACUUCUCCACUGCCAUGCAGUUGCACGAUUUCAGUGAAAUGCAGGCAUUUCCAACGAAAUUGAAAUACUUGUGCAUUUGCCUCUCGGAGGUCAUCUUCAUGGAGGGUUUCAUGAGGAAAAUUUACAAUUUCAUUAAUGGUUUGGAAAUCCUCCACCUUGUAGGUACGUAUGAAAAGGUUGAGGAGGAAGAGGAAGAAGUCUACGAGGUCAUCAACGUGCACAAACUGAAAGCAGCCACCCCUAAUUUGCGAGUCAUCAAUAUGUAUGGAAUCACUUUUGUCGACGACAGCCACAUUGAAGCAUUUUCUUCCAACUGUAUUCAGUUGGAGUGCUUGGCUGUGAAUUUCUGCAAUAAAGUGACGGGUUCCUGCCUAAAAACCGUCUUCCAACGAAGCAAAGGACUCAAGUGUCUUCUGAUGAACCAGACUAGCUUGCAGAGUCAGCACUUGAUGCAGGUUGAGUGGGAGAAGACAGCGAUUCAGGAGCUGGACAUUUCCGCCACUGACCUGUCCACCGAGUGCCUGAUCGACAUGCUGACCAGAAUUCCAGCCCUCCGCUACCUCAGCGCUGGACAAAUCAACGGAUUCAACGACUCCGUCAUGAAAGCGUUCAUGGAGCAGGGAAACCCACGCAACAUCGUGGGCCUCGAUUUGGACGCUUCGGACAACCUGAGCGACGAGGCCAUCCACAGGUUCGUGACCAAGUACGGACACCAAUUGCAGGCGCUGUCGCUUUCUGGAAUGCCGCACAUUACCGACCAGCUGUGGCAGGCCAUUCUGCCCAUUAUUAAAAACAUUAAGAUCAUCAUCAUGGGAACACAGGAGCGUCUCGGCGUCAACAUCCACGUGGACCAGUUGAUGGACGGAAUCGCCAACCACUGCCUGCAACUGGAGCGAUUGGAAUUGCGCUGGGACCCUGAAAACCUCAGGUUCUCCGAUAAGAGUCAGAAGGCCAUCGACAUUCUGCGCGUCAAGUGCCUCAAGCUGAGGGCUCUUGGACUCAGUGACGGCCGGUACUACGAAAUCGUCAAAGCCAAUUUCGAGCGCGCUGACAGGAACACCGUCGUGAGAGCCAUCACCGCCUGCAGGGUUUCCACUUAUUACAUCCUGCAAAAUUACAAAGAACUUAUCUUCAACUGAAUUUUAUUAUAAAAUGUUCAUAAAUAAAAACGGAAGACAGAAAGUGAUCCCUUGGCUUCUAAAAUAAAAUGAUAACCAGCCUUUUGUUAACUCA